CUCUUCUACAGCUGUAUGACCUACAUCAUUAUUCUGUCCUGGGCUUUGCUCUACCUGGUGUUCUCCUUCAGCUCCCAGCUCCCGUGGUCCAGCUGCAACAACUACUGGAACACAGAGCACUGCGUAGACUUCUCAACAAGAAAUGACACCUUCACAUGGACCAACCAGACAAACACAACCUCUGCUGCCACAGAGUUCUGGGAGCAUCGGGUGCUGUCCAUCUCACGAGGGAUUGAGGAAAUAGGCAGCAUCAGGUGGGAGUUGCUGUUGUGCCUUAUCACUAUGUGGGUUAUCUGCUACUUUUGUAUCUGGAAAGGGGUCAAGUCUACAGGAAAGGUGGUGUAUUUCACUGCUACCUUCCCCUAUGGGAUGUUGUUAAUUCUUUUGAUUCGUGGACUCUCUCUUCCUGGGGCUCUACAAGGAGUGGUGUUUUAUCUUCUGCCCGAACCCUCACGACUCACAGACCCUCAGGUGUGGAUGGAGGCUGGGGCUCAGAUCUUCUUCUCUUACAGCAUAGGUGUGGGUUCCUUAAUUGUACUCGGCAGCUACAACCCUUACAACAACAACUGCUAUAAAGACUGCCUGUGGCUGUGUUUACUGAAUAGUGGCACCAGUGUGGUAGCUGGAUUUGCUGUCUUCUCUGUGCUGGGAUUUAUGGCUCAUGAGCAAGGCGUUCCCAUUGCAGAAGUGGCUGAAUCAGGUCCAGGCCUGGCGUUUAUUGCAUACCCUCAGGCUGUGGCCAUGAUGCCCCUGCCUCAACUGUGGUCCAUCUGUUUCUUUAUCAUGCUCAUUCUCUUGGGCCUGGACACACAAUUUGUCGCAAUGGAAGUAGUGAUGACAUCCGUCAUCGACAUGUUUCCCACAGUGAUGCGCCGGGCAGGCAGGCGGGAGCGUUUCCUCCUCCUCUUCUGCCUCAUAUGCUUCUUCUCGCAGCUUGUCAUGGUCACUGAGGGAGGGAUGUAUGUGUUCCAGCUGCUUGACUACUAUGCCUGUAAUGGUGCCUGCAUCCUCUUUCUCUGCGUGUUUGAAUCUCUGGCACUGGGAUGGCUUUUUGGAGCAGACCAGCUAUAUGGCAUCAUAAAGGACAUGACAGGUGUGCAUGCCAACUCAUUCUUUAAAAUCUGCUGGCGCUACCUCACUCCACUGGUGUCACUGGGUACUUUUAUAUGUUCUCUUGUGGAGUACCAGCCUCUUACCUUUAAUCGUUGGUAUGUGUACCCAGCCUGGGCAUAUGUGUUGGGCUGGAUGCUGGCCUUCUCCUCAAUCCUGCUGGUACCAGGAUGGGCACUUUAUAAGCUGAGCACUGGAACUGGCACCCUCAGUCAGAUUAAAAUUGUCAGUAAAACCAGUGUUGUGCACCCUGCAGUGAAGUUAGAGCCAGGAAUGGAGCGGAAGGAGUGUGGUGAAGAGCCCCACUCCAUGCCCCAGAGUGAGAAUAGGACCAACAUUUUUCCCAUUGAUUUCAGGGAGCUUAGAAAGUCUGAUGAAGUUAGUGAACUUCAUAUUGUUGCCAAGGAGUAUCAUUAG
Messenger RNA from Scomber japonicus (chub mackerel), 1527 nucleotides. Its product is annotated as sodium- and chloride-dependent GABA transporter 2-like. Lineage: Eukaryota; Metazoa; Chordata; Actinopteri; Scombriformes; Scombridae. The record is from RefSeq and is a predicted model, not a curated record. Gene Ontology annotation, biological process: sodium ion transmembrane transport. The transcript is spliced from 12 exons. The coding region runs from base 16 to 1527 and encodes 503 amino acids. Gene Ontology annotation, cellular component: membrane.